This is a messenger RNA of Pundamilia nyererei, 2077 nucleotides long. It is a transcript of the gene ccdc85cb, whose product is annotated as coiled-coil domain containing 85C, b. The coding region runs from base 676 to 1896 and encodes 406 amino acids. NCBI's taxonomy places the organism in Eukaryota, Metazoa, Chordata, Actinopteri, Cichliformes, Cichlidae. The transcript has 8 exons. The record is from RefSeq and is a predicted model, not a curated record. Gene Ontology annotation, cellular component: apical junction complex.
UCAUCUACCUGCUGCCCACUUCUCUCGCGCGUCUUGAUUGGUCGUCUCGAGCUGAAUCCUCUUGAAUGAUUUCAAACCCGAGUGUUUGGACAAGAGGGAGGAGAGAGGCGGGGGGUCCACUGAUAAUUCCGAGGCUGCUGGGUGGAAAGGAUUGAGUCGUCAGUCCACUAUCACACCGCCUCACUGAAGACGCUUUUAUCCGAGGAGACGGUGAAACACGUCCAAGAGGACUUUUCUUAUAGGUUGCGCGUUUUACUCGAACAUUUGCUGUUUUGCGCGAAAUUAGGUUGAAUUCACCUAAACAUAAAAGAAGAAGCUGGCGGAUUUCACGUUUUCCAUCAUGUGAAUGUUGUGAUGUCCAGCAGAGACGGUGCACACUGUUACGGGUCGCUGUGUUUUUGCCGACAGGACUCGGUGAUCGGAAAUCCCUGAUAAUCGAUUUUAUAUCGCUUGUUUGUUUCUGACCGACUGUGACCACCAACUGUUGUUCCUUUUUAUUAUCGGCCUGUUGAAGAUCAGGGCAUUAUCGAUACUUUUCUGAUGUUUUUUCUCCCCUUUUUGGACAAUGUAUUCAUUUUUUAACACGAUUCCGCAAUUGAGGUUAGGUUAGUGAGUUUCUGAGAGUUAAUUUUAAGCAGCUGCAUAAACGAACUGAGACUCGCAGCCGCCACAGUCAUGGCUAAAAAUCCGUCCGAGGGGCCGAAGGAUGACCUGAGCCAGCUGACGGACGACGAGCUGCUGCGGUGCAGCAAAGAGGAGCUGGUUAGGAAAUUAAGGAGGGUUGACGGCGAGAAAAUGAACUUGAUGAUCGAGCAUGGCAACAUGAUGAAGGACAUUAACCGGCGGCUGCAGGUGCACCUUCAUGAAAUCCGGAACCUGAAGGAGAUCAACCAGAAGCUCCAAGAUGACAACCACGAGCUCCGGGAACUCUGCUGCUUCCUGGACGACGACCGACAGAAGGGCAAGAAGCUGUCCCGGGAGUGGCAGCGUUUCGGCCGCUACACAGCCAGCGCCAUGUGGAAGGAGGUGGGCACCUACAUGAUGAAGCUCAAGGAGCUGGAGGCCAACCAAGAGACUGUGCUGAGGGAGAACUCUGAACUGAAGGAGAUCAUCCUCAUGCUGGAUGAAGAGAGGAAUGGGGCAGGGUCCCGGAGCUCCAUAGAUAGUCAGUCCAGCUUGACCAACCUGAACGGGGGCACCAGCACAGUCAGGGAUGUUGGAGAUGGGAGUAGCACGUCCAGCACAGGAAGUGCCGGUAGCCCCGAUCACCACAAUCACAACCACAUGCACAAGCCCUCAGAGAACGGUAAGAUGGGGACCACGAUAAGAAGAUCCAUGGAUGACCUAUCAGCGCCACAUCAUCACAGAAGCAUCCCCAAUGGACUGAAUGAUUCUUCCACCAACUACAUCAGGCAGCUGGAGACGAAAGUGCGGAUACUGGAAGACGAUAACAAUAAGCUCCUCUCACAGGCUUAUAGCCGCUAUAGCUUAUCGCAAAUACAGACGAGAAAGUGUAACCCAGGUGACCUUCGUGCCCUGAGGAAGGGAAUGACUCUGUACCACUCAGAGUCCCAGCUGUCCUCACUGCCCCAGCGCCAGGAAGCCAUGCACAUGGGGACUGGACGCCUACCAACUAGCGAGUCCUCUCCAGCUACAGGCUAUUUGUCCUGCGUCCAAAAGCCUGAGGCUGUGGUCCAUGCCAUGAAGGUGCUGGAGGUCCACGAGAACUUGGAUAAGCAGGUUCCUGAGGACUAUGAGGAUGAUCUCAGCGAGAAAGAGAAGGCCAUUGUGCGAGAGAUGUGCAAUGUGGUGUGGAGAAAACUGGGUGAUGCAGCAGGAUCAAAGCUGUCCGUCAGACAGCACCUCUCUGGUAACCAGUUCAAAGGCCCGCUGUAGCAUAUCAGCCCUAGAGAGAGACGGAGAGAUAUCUGGAUCCACACUCACCUGAACGCCACCUUCCCACCUGCACCUACACGGACCCGUCACGCCACCGUGCUCCCUCCUGCCGACAGCACCCGCCAUUCCUCCGGCGAACGCUCUCUUUUUAGACUGGCUACAGAAUGGACCUGUUAGUCUC